GCAAACCUCCCAAUCCGGCAUAUUCGGAUGAUCGAAAAGCAAUUGGCGGUGUGAGCAACCACAAUUUUCUGCCCAAAUACCGGCUGCAGGCUUGGAGUGAGGAUAUAUCACUGAAGUUUUUGUUGUUAUAAAUUGCGGUUGAAACCAAACAUACCCCUGAUUUGGUUGAAGAUUUUAGUUCCUUCCUUGGACAAGAAUCACAAGACACAACUCUUUCCUCAGCUCCGCCACAGGACGGCAAUAGUCAGAGCACCCACUCCAUACACACUUGAGCUCUACAAGGAUCAACAAUGUCAGACGACGAAGCAGAUCCUGAGCUUCUGGCCUUGUUACGCCAAUCUCUUGGCCUAGGUCCCCGAUCGUCCACAGCACCGCCAGAAACCAAGGUUUUGGAUCAUGCUCGAUACAUCUACGACAACAGCAUUGAUGUUGCUCUAGAUAUGCGGAACACGCAAGCUGCAGCUCAAUUGAUAUGGAGCCAGAUGCAACAGAAGAAGUAUAGUACGGAGAAUUGGGCCAAGUAUGAGUUGCAUCCGAAAGCAAAGGAUGAAAGUACUGUCAAUUUUAUUUUCACCAUGGACUUGCUCAACUUUUCGUUCUGGUGUGACGAAGAGCCAGGGUAUGAGGUAGAAUGGCAGGGGAAGCGGUGGACUGGGUAUUGGAGCAUGGUAGCGGCUCUUCAAAGAGCACUUCACGAAGGUAUACCGAUCACGGAUCCGUCUUUCUGGAUACCUGUAUCAAAGGCCGAGGACGCUCUCGUGCCAGAAGAGGUUACGACUGUUGAGCAGACUGUGGACGAGCAUCACGUGGAAACUGCACAGAAGGUGACCAGCGACACCACCAACGCAGAAAUACCCUUGGCGGAUGAAGCCAACGACAUGACUCCGACUGAAACAUCAAAGGCUGUAUGUGAAUCCCAGGACGAGUCCCAAGACGCAGGUAUCCCAAUCGUCGAACAGCCAGAAACCACAGAGCCAGAGGACAUACCGCGAGAGAAAACAGACCCAGAGAACACACCACCAGAAGCCACAGACCCAGAAAACACACCACCCAAGCAAACAGACCCAGAACCCUCUCCCAAACCACCAUCACCACCAAAACCAAAACCGACCCUCGACCUCCCAACAAUGCAACACAUCUUCCGCUCCACCACCAGCACCCCAAUCCCCAUGCUCGAAGAACGCCUCCAAUGCCUCCACGAAGCCGGCACCGUCCUAGCCCACGACUUCGGCAGCAGCAUCCCCGCCAUGAUUAAAAAGGCCAACCACUCCGCCGCCGCACUCGUCAACCUCCUGGCCGACCACUUCGCCUCCUUCCGCGACGAGGCGCGCUUCGAGCGCAAAACAGUCCGUCUGCUCAAGCGCGCCCAAAUCUUCGUCGCGGACUUGUGGGCCGCGUUUAAUGGGGAGGGGUACGGUGCGUUUGACGAUAUUGAUAAGAUUACGAUGUUUGCUGACUACCGCAUCCCCCAAGCCCUCCACCACCUCGGCUGCCUCUCCUACAGCCCCGUCCUCGAAUCCCAGAUCAAGAACCGUCGGCCCAUCCCCGCGGGCCAUAGCUGGGAGGUCCAGAUCCGCGGCUGUUCGAUUUGGUCUGUCGAGUUGAUCCGUCGUGAGAUUGUGGCCAAGCAUCCCGGUGCGAAGGUUAAUGCUGUUUUGCUGGACUUUUUCUUGUAUGAUACUGUUAAGGAGUUGGAGGGGGAGUUGGAGGGGGAGGAAGGGUUGAUGCCGCAUCAUCGGACGAGGAGUGUUUGGUAUUGAUACUUGGGGAGGCUUGUGGCUGUGGGAUGUGAUGGCCGUUAGAUGGUGGGUUCAGAUUAGAUUAGAUUAGGUGGUUAUGUCAACGUCCAUGUC
Messenger RNA from Pseudovirgaria hyperparasitica, 1853 nucleotides. RefSeq lists its product as uncharacterized. The transcript has 3 exons. NCBI's taxonomy places the organism in Eukaryota, Fungi, Ascomycota, Dothideomycetes, Acrospermales, Acrospermaceae. Bases 291 to 1760 code for a protein of 489 amino acids. The record is from RefSeq and is a predicted model, not a curated record.